ACCGACUGCUGCUGCUCAGGUAACUUCUAAAGGGGAGGAGUUCAGCAGAAGGCCUGUGAUUGGCUAAGGUUAGUGUUUAAAAAUGGCCCGUCAUUGGAUAUGUAAGAUGUUCAUUUUACUCAGAGAUAGAAAUUUCAUCAACUUAAAAUCAGAUCCCGAAAAGGAAUGCAGUUGCUUAGCUUAGCACAAAUGCUAGAAACAAAUGAAAACUGCUAGCAGAGCUGGCAGAGCUGCUUCUAAGGACUUCAAACCUCCAAAAACAACAAACUGAGGAUCCAAUAACAUCACAGCUCACAUUUCCUCUGCAUCAUUUAGUCAGUUUGUUGAUUAGUUGUGAAUUAAUAAUCUGGUGGUUGCAAUCGAUGGAUUGUUGCCUCUGUUUGAGUAUUUUUUUAGUACAGCGUAAAUUCUGUGAUUGCAGCUUCAUAAAUGUGAAUAUUUCCUCUUUAUUUCUCCUCUGUUACAGUAAGCAGAAUAUUUUUGGGUGGCUGACAUAUCCUGUCAUCUGGGAACCACUGAUCUAAACCUUUCACUGUUUUCUGACAUUUAAAAGAGCAGACAUGGUCUCUCUCAUGUUAUUUUCAUGUAGAAAAUAAUUUGAAUAAUCGUCAGUGACAGUAAACAAACUACACAUUAUCUUCCUCAGUAGUUCAUCUAUUGUCUCAAGCAACUGAUAAACUGUUGAAGGUCCCACAUGGGUUCAAAUUCAUUUUCAUUCUAUUUUGUGCUUGUCCAGUGUUCUCCCGCUUUCAAUGAUCGGCUGUUUUCAGGAUGAAUCGAGAGAAUUAUCACGCUGUUUCCCCAUUUGAAAAAGGAUGAUUCCAUCUUCCUGAGCUUGAGCUGGACUCCACCCAGUGACCAAACAGCUGCUCUUUUUCUGUCCUCAUUUUAUUUUGCAGCUAGCUGGUGGCAAAGUAACAGGUUUACAAGACGACAACUGGACAGGUGGAUGAGGUGAAAAACCAUUGAAGGGAAACUCAGAGGAACAACGUUCACAUUAAUGCAACAGACAUUUAAUUUAACCUGGCUGACAAAACAGUUCAGUUUUUUCUGUUUUCUUUUUCAUGUUUGUCAGUUUUCACAUGAAACAAAACUGAAGAAAUUAUUACACGACUGAUUGAUUUUUUACUCAAUCGUGUACCACGUGGAUUUUCCUGCAUUUUAAAAGAAGAAAUUUGAAUCACGUUUUUAUCAGACUUUUCAACCUAUUUAUACUUUUUAAACUGUAUAUAUAUAUAUAUAUUUUUUGAAGUGCAAUCCUUUCCAAAUACAAUAAUAAAUAAUAAUAAUAAAAAAGCAUUGGCACUAACGCUCUAUAAACAUUUUAAAUCGUCCACCAUUCACCACGCUUACAAACCACAAUAAAUUACAUGAUAUUUUACCCUUAGAUAGAAAUCCACUGGACUCUAAUUAGCUCCAUCUCGUCUGCAGUUUCAUUUACAACCAAUCACACACAGACAUGAAAGAGUUCAUGAAUGAUGCCGUUAGCUCAUGCUAACACAGACUGCAGCAGGUCAAACACCGGCAGGUCAAACAUCAGCAUUGGCAGGUCAGACAUCGGCAGGUCAAACAUCGGCAGGUCAGACAUCAGCAGAUCAAACAUCGGCAGGUCAAACACCGGCAGGUCAAACACCGGCAGGUCAAACACCGGCAGGUCAGACAUCGGCAGGUCAGACAUCGGCAGGUCAAACAUCGGCAGGUCAGACAUCAGCAGAUCAAACAUCGGCAGGUCAAACACCGGCAGGUCAAACACCGGCAGGUCAGACAUCGGCAGGUCAGACAUCGGCAGGUCAGACACCGGCAGGUCAAACACCGGCAGGUCAGACACCGGCAGGUCAGACACCGGCAGGUCAGACAUCGGCAGGUCAGACAUCGGCUGGUCAAACAUCGGCGGGUCACACAUCGGCGGGUCAGACAUCGACUGGUCAGACACCGGCUGGUCAGACACCGGCAGGUCAGACAUCGGCAGGUCAGACAUCGGCAGGUCAGACACCGGCAGGUCAGACAUCGGCAGGUCAGACAUCGGCAGGUCAGACACCGGCAGGUCAGACAUCGGCAGGUCAAAAAUCGGCAGGUCAAACACCGGCAGGUCAGACAUCGGCGGGUCAAACAUCGGCGGGUCAAAUAUCAGCAUCGGCAGGUCAGACAUCGGCAGGUCAGACAUCGGCAGGUCAGACACCGGCAGGUCAAACACCGGCAGGUCAGACAUCGGCAGGUCAAACAUCGGCUGGUCAAACAUCGGCGGGUCAAACAUCGACUGGUCAAACAUCGGCAGGUCAAACACCGGCAGGUCAGACACCGGCAGGUCAAACACCGGCAGGUCAAACAUCGGCAGGUCAGACAUCGGCUGGUCAGACACCGGCUGGUCAGACACCGGCAGGUCAGACAUCGGCAGGUCAGACAUCGGCAGGUCAGACAUCGGCAGGUCAGACACCGGCAGGUCAAACACCGGCAGGUCAAACACCGGCAGGUCAGACAUCGACUGGUCAAACAUCGGCAGGUCAAACAUCGGCAGGUCAGACACCGGCAGGUCAAACACCGGCAGGUCAAACACCGGCAGGUCAAACACCGGCAGGUCAAACACCGGCAGGUCAGACAUCGGCAGGUCAGACAUCGGCAGGUCAGACAUCGGCAGGUCAAACACCGGCAGGUCAAACACCGGCAGGUCAGACACCGGCAGGUCAGACAUCGGCAGGUCAGACAUCGGCUGGUCAGACACCGGCUGGUCAGACACCGGCAGGUCAGACACCGGCAGGUCAGACAUCGGCAGGUCAGACACCGGCGGGUCAAACACCGGCGGGUCAAACAUCGGCGGGUCAAACAUCGACUGGUCAAACAUCGGCAGGUCAAACAUCGGCAGGUCAGACACCGGCAGGUCAAACACCGGCAGGUCAGACAUCGGCAGGUCAAACACUGGCAGGUCAAACAUCGGCGGGUCAAACAUCGGCUGGUCAAACAUCGGCAGGUCAACCAUCAACAUCGGCAGGUCAAACAUCGGUGGGUCAUACAUCAGCAUCGGCAGGUCAAACAUCAGCAUCGGCAGGUCAAACAUCAGCAUCGGCAGGUCAAACAUCGGCGGGUCAAACAUCGGAAGGUCAAACAUCAGCAUCGGCAGGUCAAACAUCGGCGGGUCAAACAUCGGAAGGUCAAACAUCAGCAGGUCAAACACUGGCAGGUCAGACAUCGGCGGGUCAAACAUCGGUGGGUCAAACAUCGGCUGGUCAAACAUCGGCAGGUCAAACAUCGGCAGGUCAACCAUCAACAUCGGCAGGUCAAACAUCAGCAGGUCAAACACCGGCAGGUCAGACAUCGGCGGGUCAAACAUCGGCGGGUCAAACAUCGGCAGGUCAAACAUCGGCAGGUCAGACACCGGCAGGUCAAACACCGGCAGGUCAGACAUCGGCAGGUCAAACACCGGCAGGUCAAACAUCGGCGGGUCAAACAUCGGCUGGUCAAACAUCGGCAGGUCAACCAUCAACAUCGGCAGGUCAAACAUCGGUGGGUCAUACAUCAGCAUCGGCAGGUCAAACAUCAACAUCGGCAGGUCAAACAUCAGCAUCGGCAGGUCAAACAUCAGCAUCGGCAGGUCAAACAUCAGCAUCGGCAGGUCAAACAUCGGCGGGUCAAACAUCGGAAGGUCAAACAUCAGCAUCGGCAGGUCAAACAUCGGCGGGUCAAACAUCGGAAGGUCAAACAUCAGCAGGUCAAACACUGGCAGGUCAGACAUCGGCGGGUCAAACAUCGGUGGGUCAAACAUCGGCAGGUCAGACAUCGGCAGGUCAAACAUCGGCAGGUCAGACAUCGGCAGGUCAAACAUCGGCAGGUCAAACACUGGCAGGUCAGACAUCGGCGGGUCAAACAUCGGCAGGUCAACCAUCAACAUCGGCAGGUCAAACAUCAGCAGGUCAAACACCGGCAGGUCAGACAUCGGCGGGUCAAACAUCGGCGGGUCAAACAUCGGCUGGUCAAACAUCAGCAUCGGCAGGUCAAACAUCAGCAUCGGCAGGUCAAACAUCGGCAGGUCAAACAUCGGCAGGUCAAACACCGGCAGGUCAAACAUCGGCUGGUCAAACAUCAGCACCGGCAGGUCAAACAUCGUCAGAUCAAACAUCGGCAGGUCAAACAUCGGCGGGUCAAACAUCAGCAUCGGCAGGUCAAACAUCAGCAUCGGCUGGUCAAACAUCAGCAUCGGAAGGUCAAACAUCAGCAUCGGCAGGUCAAACAUCGGCAGGUCAAACAUCCGCAGGUCAGACAUCGGCAGAUCAGACAUCGGCGGGUCAAACAUCGGCAGGUCAAACAUCGGCAGGUCAGACAUCGGCAGGUCAAACAUCGGCAGGUCAGACAUCGGCAGGUCAAACAUCGGCAGGUCAGACAUCGGCAGGUCAAACAUCGGCAGGUCAAACAUCAGCAUCGGCAGGUCAGACAUCGGCAGGUCAAACAUGGGCAGGUCAAACAUCAGCAUCGGCUGGUCAAACAUCGGCAGGUCAACCAUCAACAUCGGCAGGUCAAACAUCGGUGGGUCAUACAUCAGCAUCGGCAGGUCAAACAUCAGCAUCGGCAGGUCAAACAUCGGCGGGUCAAACAUCGGAAGGUCAAACAUCAGCAUCGGCAGGUCAAACAUCGGCGGGCCAAACAUCGGAAGGUCAAACAUCAGCAGGUCAAACACUGGCAGGUCAGACAUCGGCGGGUCAAACAUCGGUGGGUCAAACAUCGGCAGGUCAGACAUCGGCAGGUCAAACAUCGGCAGGUCAGACAUCGGCAGGUCAAACAUCGGCAGGUCAAACACUGGCAGGUCAGACAUCGACGGGUCAAACAUCGGUGGGUCAAACAUCGGCUGGUCAAACAUCGGCAGGUCAAACAUCGGCAGGUCAACCAUCAACAUCGGCAGGUCAAACAUCAGCAGGUCAAACACCGGCAGGUCAGACAUCGGCGGGUCAAACAUCGGCGGGUCAAACAUCGGCUGGUCAAACAUCAGCAUCGGCAGGUCAAACAUCAGCAUCGGCAGGUCAAACAUCGGCAGGUCAAACAUCGGCAGGUCAAACACCGGCAGGUCAAACAUCGGCUGGUCAAACAUCAGCACCGGCAGGUCAAACAUCGUCAGAUCAAACAUCGGCAGGUCAAACAUCGGCGGGUCAAACAUCAGCAUCGGCAGGUCAAACAUCAGCAUCGGCUGGUCAAACAUCAGCAUCGGAAGGUCAAACAUCAGCAUCGGCAGGUCAAACAUCAGCAUCGGCAGGUCAAACAUCAGCAUCGGCAGGUCAAACAUCGGCAGGUCAAACAUCGGCAGGUCAGACAUCGGCAGAUCAGACAUCGGCGGGUCAAACAUCGGCAGGUCAAACAUCGGCAGGUCAAACAUCAGCAUCGGCAGGUCAAACAUCGGCAGGUCAGACAUCGGCAGGUCAGACAUCGGCAGGUCAAACAUCGGCAGGUCAAACAUCAGCAUCGGCAGGUCAAACAUCGGCAGGUCAAACAUCAGCAGAUUAGGGUUUGGGUGUGCGUUCCUCCUUAUGUCCCAGGUAAAACCCUGCAGUCACAGAUUGGUUCUGCCCAGCUGACUGACACACUUGUGUGGCUGCUUCCUUCAUUCCUUUCAGCUUC
This is a messenger RNA of Acanthochromis polyacanthus (spiny chromis), 5598 nucleotides long. RefSeq names its product mucin-19-like. Bases 1492 to 5484 code for a protein of 1330 amino acids. Lineage: Eukaryota; Metazoa; Chordata; Actinopteri; Pomacentridae. The record is from RefSeq and is a predicted model, not a curated record. The transcript is spliced from 3 exons.